GCAGAACUCUCAUUAAUCUCAUUACGUGCACAACUGUCUCAACAUGUCCACAGGGAACAUUUCCUUUGCCGACAAGGUCGUACUUGUCACCGGAUCCAGCUCCGGGAUGGGAUAUCAAAUGACCUUGGCGUUUGCAAAGCUAGGGGCGAAAGUGGUGAUCCAAGGACGGGAUUCGAACAAGAUGGCAGCCGCAGCCUCGCAAGUGGCUGCUGUAUCGCCCAAACACUACACUCCCUUGCAGGUCAAGGCGGAUGUGGGGUCCGACGCUGACCUUCAACACUUGGUAGAUUCCGUUAUUCGAGAAUACGGCCAGCUCGACGUUCUUGUAAACAAUGCUGGAAUAAUCGCCAUGAGCCCCAUCGAUGAUCCCGACCUCAUGAAAAAAUUUGACGAACAGAUCAAGAUUAAUGUCCGUGCGCCUGUCUUCCUCUCUUCACUGGUGACACCACAUCUCAUGAGAACUAGAGGAAACAUUGUCAACAUUUCCAGUGGAAUUGGAAUGAGGGCUUUUCCGGGGGCAAUAGGAUACAGUGUAUCAAAAUGGGCCGUGAUUAUGGUGUCGGAAGCCCUUGCGUUGGAACUGGGCCCGAAAGGGAUUCGAGUCAACACGAUUAAUCCUGGAUUUAUUGAGAAUCAGGCGUGGCAUGAUAAGGCCGGUUAUGGUCCCGAGGUUGGAAUUGCAUUUAAAAAAGGAAACCCACUCGGGAGAAAUGGAAGAAUUGAAGACAUUGUGAACAUGGUCAUUUUCCUUGCUUCGGAUGCGGCCUCAUAUGUCAAUGGGGUCGCAAUUCCCGUUGACGGCGGUAUAACAAAGACCAUUCAGGGAACUAACUUGUAAAGACUAACAAUCUUAUGUACAGGUUCUGUAAAAUGCAACUUUUAAGAAUACAGAUGUAUUAAAGAAUUGUGCAUCGUCCAAUA
Folsomia candida is the source of this 921-nucleotide messenger RNA. RefSeq lists its product as uncharacterized. The coding region runs from base 44 to 838 and encodes 264 amino acids. The record is from RefSeq and is a predicted model, not a curated record. The transcript is spliced from 2 exons. NCBI's taxonomy places the organism in Eukaryota, Metazoa, Arthropoda, Collembola, Entomobryomorpha, Isotomidae. Gene Ontology annotation, molecular function: oxidoreductase activity.